This is a messenger RNA of Pseudomassariella vexata, 582 nucleotides long. RefSeq lists its product as uncharacterized. The coding region runs from base 1 to 582 and encodes 193 amino acids. Lineage: Eukaryota; Fungi; Ascomycota; Sordariomycetes; Amphisphaeriales; Pseudomassariaceae. The transcript has 2 exons. The record is from RefSeq and is a predicted model, not a curated record.
AUGGCAAUCAACUUUACAAGGCUGAUCAAAUUCAUCUAUGUCUCGAGCGCUUACGCCUGCUCGUUCCUCCCAAAUGGCCCUGUGGAAGAAGUGUAUCCGAUCGUCAAUGCAGAUCAGGUCUUCGAAGACAUUUUCAGAGGGCGUCAGAAUAAGUGGCCCGGAUACGCUUGGCCCAUAGGUCCUGCCAUUGAACAGCCGCAUGAGCUAUACGGGUUUCAGGCAUCCAUCCCUCUCAAUAAUUUCUUCUCACGUCUGCUGUCGGCUUCAGGCGGAGCAGUUGUUCUCCAAGCGGCAGCAGGUUCAGCCUCUGGUGGCAAUAUUCUUGACGAAACCCCAGUCGAUUUGGUAGCCAAUAUCAUGCUCCAACAUGAUCAGAUAGGAACCGAAGGAGUGAUACAUGCGUGCAGCCGAAGCUACAUUCCAAAAGACUUUGGAUUCUUUCAUCGCCGAGGUCCAGCGAAGUCUUCCGAAAGACCACCGAGAAAAGAUGCCAGAGAUAGUCUUCACGCAAACCCCAAACGACCCGAUAUCGCCUAUUGCUCAGUUCUACCGGAUGGCCCAUCGGAACUGGGAUUUCCGUAA